AUGCAAAAGGAUGACAAGGAGGUGAGGGUGGCGAUGAACCUGCAGGACCCGCCCUAUGGCUGCCUCACCAACGGCGCGCACUACCCUUUCACGCUCAAGGGCAAGACUUGGCCCACAGUGGACCACUACUUCCACGCGCAAAAAUUUGCCGGUACGCCGCUGGAGGAGACCAUCCGGCGGUGCAAGACGGCCAAGCAGGCCGGACGGGCCAAAGGCGCGCCCGUGCGCCAGGACUGGGACAAGAUACGCCACAACGUCAUGUAUGAGGCGCGUGCUCCCAACCAACCAUUGGAGGCGCGCGGCCUGAUGGCCAAGUUCAAGCAACACGCGGGUCCGCGUCGGGUGCUGCGAUCCACUGGCACGGCCACCAUCGUCGGCCUCAUGGGCAAAGGCACAGGACUUCUGGGGCGCGGGGAAGGACGGUAA
Molecule: messenger RNA, 426 nt
Organism: Acanthamoeba castellanii str. Neff
Lineage: Eukaryota; Discosea; Longamoebia; Acanthamoebidae
Exons: 4
Coding region: 1-426 (141 amino acids)
Source: RefSeq, a predicted model, not a curated record